AUGGCAUGGCAUUCAGUGAAACGAACCAAAGACGGGAAACUUAGACAUCCUGCCGAUGCUGAGGGAUGGCAGUCCAUGGAUGAUAGAUUUCCAAAUUUUGCUGUAGAACCUCGAAAUGUUAAGUUAGGUUUAGCUUCGGAUGGAUUUAAUCCAUAUCGUACAAUGGGUCUAUCGCACAGCACUUGGCCAAUUGUUCUGGUCAAUUAUAAUCUGCCCCCAUGGCUCAUUAUGAAACCAGAAAAUUUGAUUUUGUCAACGAUAAUUCCUGGACCUGCAUCCCCUGGUGACGAGAUAGAUGUGUAUAUGCAGCCCCUGAUUCCUGAGUUAAAAAAGUUGUGGGAUGUAGGUACAGAAACCUAUGAUGCUUACCAUGACAAAACAUUCACGUUACGCGCGGGGCUCUUGUGGACGAUUAGUGAUUUUCCGGGGUACGCUGUUUUAUCGGGUUGGAGCACAAAGGGUAAACUUGCUUGCCCUGUAUGUCACUACUGCACGUCUUCAUCCUACUUGAAGCAUAGCCGUAAAGUGGUUUACAUGAACCAUAGGAAAUUCCUCCCACCUGACCACAAACUUAGGUCUGAUAAGAGGAGAUUCAAUGGUCAAGUGGAAACCAAUCUUUGUCCACCACCAUUAACUGGAAAGGACAUUGAAGAACUGUUACAUAACUAUAAAAACAAUUUUGGAAAGUUAAGGAAAAAGAAAAAGGCUACUGAUUGUCCCUGGAAAAAGAAAUCCAUUUUCUUUGAAUUACCAUACUGGAGUGGUAAUUUACUUAGACACAAUAUCGAUGUCAUGCACAUUGAAAAAAACAUUUGUGAUAAAAUAAUAGGGACUUUGUUAAAUAUAGGUGGAAAGACGAAAGAUCAUCUAAACGCUCACCUAGAUUUGCAAGAAAUGGGCAUUCGUAACAGCCUUCAUCCCGUAAAAUCAGAUGAUAACAAGCACUAUGUAAUCAAUCCAGCUAGUUUCGAUAUGACUAAGAAAGAGAAGGAGAACUUCUGCUCAGUCUUGAUGAAUGCCAAACUACCAUAUGGAUGUGCUUCUAAUAUCAGCCGUUGUGUGCACUUCGAAGAGAGAAAAAUAUUUGGAUACAAAAGCCAUGAUGCACAUUUUAUUCUCCAGUAUUUGCUACAAUUUUCUGUUAUAAAGACCUUAAAACCAGAGGUCGCAAUACCAUUGAUAAGGCUGGGUGCAUUCUUCAGGGGCAUAUGUGGGAAAGUAGUCGAGUUGGAGGAUGUGCAGAAGUUGCAAGAUGAAAUUAUCGAAAUACUAUGCCAACUUGAAACUAUCUUCCCACCAGCAUUCUUUGAUAUCAUGGUUCACCUGCCGCUGCACUUGUGUAAAGAAAUUCAAAUUGGGGGGCCAGUGCACCUAAGGUGGAUGUUCAGAAUUGAACGAUAUUUAGCUAGAUUAAAAGGUUAUGUUCGAAACAGAAGCAAACCGGAAGGUUGCAUGGCUGAAGGGUAUUUGGUUGAAGAAUGUCUAACAUUUUGUUCCAGAUUCUUAAGUGAUGAAUUGGAAAAAAAGACAGAAGAACAGCAGAAUACAAAUGUUGGAUACCCUAUCGGUUCAAGGAGAAACAAUGAUGGAAGAUCAGUUGACUUGUUGGAUAAAGUGUGGAAUAAUGCGCAUCGAUACGUUCUCUUUAACUGUGGAAACUUGGAAAUUGAGAAGCUAAUCGAGGAGCAUCAUAGGUUGUAUGAUAAUAAUGAAAAUCCAAACAAGUACAAGAGAGAAAGAACACAUCAUGAAGAUUUCCACAAUUGGUUGAGACAGGAAGUUGAAAAAAAAUUACAAUGUUCUGCAGAAUUGUUUAGUUUGGCCAAGGGACCUCUAAGAUCAGCGAAAAAGUAUAGUGGUUAUGCAAUAAAUGGAUUUAGAUUUCAUACCAAGCAAAGAGAUGCUAGGUGUACGACACAAAACAGCGGUGUCUUCCUGUCAGCCCUUACUAGUAGUUAUGCAAGUUCAAAAGAUCGAAACCCGAUAGUUUCUGAAGUUAAUUACUUUGGAGCGAUUGAUGAAAUUAUUGAGGUCGAUUAUUGGGGAAUUUUAAGUGUAGUUUUGUUUAAGUGUUCUUGGUAUAAAAAAGAUAAGGAUUGUUGUGGGCUGACAAGAAUUAAUAUGAAGAAAAUAUUGCAGAAAAAUGAUCCAUUUGUUCUAGCCUCACAAGUACAACAAAUAUUCUACAUUCAGGAUUGUACCGAGACAAAUUUGUAUUUUGUUGUUAAGAAAUCGCCAAAGGAUCAGAAUGAUGCGGAGCAGGGAGAUGGUGCACUUGAAGAAGUCAGUGGACCAACAAUGCAUGAUGUUGAUGUACGCUUUCAAAUAGAAAAUGAUGAUGGUAACUGGUUAAGAGAUGAUCUUCCAAGGCAACAAAUUCUUGUGCCAGUUGAAGGAGAAGAAGAAAAUGAUGAGGACCCUGCAAAUCCCAUAUUCUAG
Messenger RNA from Daucus carota subsp. sativus, 2439 nucleotides. RefSeq lists its product as uncharacterized. The record is from RefSeq and is a predicted model, not a curated record. Lineage: Eukaryota; Viridiplantae; Streptophyta; Magnoliopsida; Apiales; Apiaceae. The coding region runs from base 1 to 2439 and encodes 812 amino acids. The transcript has 2 exons.